This is a messenger RNA of Pseudophryne corroboree (corroboree frog), 5423 nucleotides long. RefSeq names its product zinc finger protein 551-like. NCBI's taxonomy places the organism in Eukaryota, Metazoa, Chordata, Amphibia, Anura, Myobatrachidae. The coding region runs from base 334 to 3108 and encodes 924 amino acids. The record is from RefSeq and is a predicted model, not a curated record. The transcript is spliced from 6 exons.
UAAUUGCGUUCCACCUUACUUCCGGCCUGUGCGUUCCACAUACAGGAAGUGAGUUUUCAUAAAGUACUGCAGCCUCCCAGUGUCCGUCGAUAUCAGGAUUACACAGUAGUGAGGAAGACAUUCGGUGAGUGUGAGAAACCCAGCAGCCGUCCCUGUGUGUCAGGAGAAUUGAGCAGGACCCAGAGCCCCAUCACGGUGCCUCCACUUCACUCACUGAUACAUGAGAGGCACAAUGACCGGAAGAUCCUGGAACUUACCAACAAGAUCAUUCAGCUGCUGACUGGAGAGGAGUGGGAGUAUGUAGAGGAACACAGGGGUCUGUACAAGGACGUGAUGAUGGAGAAUCACCGGCCCCUCACAUCACUGGAUGGGCCCAGUAACAGAGAUACCCCAGAGAGAUGUCCCCGUCCUCUGUAUUCCCAGGAUUGUACAGAGGAGAAUCACAGGAUCCCACAGGAGGAUCAGGGUGGAAAACUUACUGAUAUAAAGGCAGACGAUACAGAGGGAGAAGAGACGUAUGUGACUGAUAUGAAGGAAGAAGAUAAAGAGGGAGAAGAAGAGACGUAUGUGACUGAUAUGAAGGUAGAAGAUAUAGAGGGAGAAGAAGAGACGUAUGUGACUGAUAUGAAGGCAGAAGAUAUAGAGGGAGAAGAAGAGACGCAUGUGACUGAUAUGAAGGCAGAAGAUAUAGAGGGAGAAGAAGAGACGUAUGUGACUGAUAUGAAGGAAGAAGAUAUAGAGGGAGAAGAAGAGACGUAUGUGACUGAUAUGAAGGCAGAAGAUAUAGAGGGAGAAGAAGAAACGUAUGUGACUGAUAUGAAGGCAGAAGAUAUAGAGGGAGAAGAAGAGACGUAUGUGACUGAUAUGAAGGCAGAAGAUAUACAGGGAGAAGAACAGAUGCAUGUGACUGUUAUGAAGGCAGAAGAUACAGAGGGAGAAGAAGAGACGCAUGUGACUGAUAUGAAGGCAGAAGAUAUAGAGGGAGAAGAAGAGACCUAUGUGACUGAUAUGAAGGCAGAAGAUACAGAGGGAGAAGAAGAGACGCAUGUGACUGAUAUGAAGGCAGAAGAUAUAGAGGGAGAAGAAGCGACGUAUGUGACUAUGAAGACAGAAGAUAUAGAGGGAGAAGAAGAGACGUAUGUGACUGAUAUGAAGACAGAAGAUAUAGAGGGAGAAGAAGAGACGUAUGUGACUGAUAUGAAGGCAGAAGAUACAGAGGGAGAAGAAGAGACGUAUGUAACUGAUAUGAAGGCAGAAGAUAUACAGGGAGAAGAACAGAUGCAUGUGACUGUUAUGAAGGCAGAAGAUACAGAGGGAGAAGAAGAGACGCAUGUGACUGAUAUGAAGGCAGAAGAUAUAGAGGGAGAAGAAGAGACCUAUGUGACUGAUAUGAAGGCAGAAGAUACAGAGGGAGAAGAAGAGACGCAUGUGACUGAUAUGAAGGCAGAAGAUAUAGAGGGAGAAGAAGAGACGUAUGUGACUAUGAAGACAGAAGAUAUAGAGGGAGAAGAAGAGACGUAUGUGACUGAUAUGAAGACAGAAGAUAUAGAGGGAGAAGAAGAGACGUAUGUGACUGAUAUGAAGGCAGAAGAUACAGAGGGAGAAGAAGAGACGUAUGUAACUGAUAUGAAGGCAGAAGAUAUAGAGGGAGAAGAAGAGACGUAUGUGACUGAUAUGAAGGUAGAAGAUACAGAGGGAGAAGAAGAGACGCAUGUGACUGAUAUGAAGGCAGAAGAUAUAGAGGGAGAAGAAGAGACGUAUGUGAGGAUUGAUCAGCAGUGUAAGGAGGAUGAAAUCCCUACAGAUAUCAGCAUAGCAGAUGGGCACAGAAGCAGUAAUACCUCGGAGGGAGAUCUCAUUUUGUCUCCAGACUGUAAAACAGAAGAACGCUUUACACAAAAUUCUCAAGAAGACUGCGUUACCCUAACUAUACGUCCAGUGCUUCACUGUGCAGAUAAAUCACCUGAUACAUCUAAUCCUGAGGAUGGUUCUUCAGAUAACCCAGAUAUCGCUACACAUAGUACAGCUCAUACAGGUGCUGAAUGUUUUACACACAAAACAGAUCUUGUUAUACAUCAGAGAUGUCACACAAGUGAGAAGCCAUUUCCAUGUUCUGAGUGUGGGAAAUGUUUUGCUAAGAAAUCAGUUCUUGUUAGACAUCAGAGACGUCACACAGGGGAGAAGCCAUUUUCAUGUUCUGAGUGUGGGAAAUGUUAUAGUGAGAAAUCACGUCUUGUUACACAUCAGAGAAGUCACACAGGUGAGAGACCAUUUUCUUGUUCUGAGUGUUGGAAAUGUUUUACACAAAUAUCACAUCUUAUUAUACAUCAGAGAAGUCACACAGGUGAGAGGCCAUAUCCAUGUUCCGUGUGUGAGAAAUGUUUUGCACACAAAUCACAUCUUGUUAGACAUCAGAGAAUUCACACAGGUGAGAAGCCAUUUCCAUGUUCCAAGUGUCAGAAAUGUUUUAGAAACAAAUCAACUCUUGUUAGACAUCAGAAAAGUCACACAGGUGAGAAGCCAUUUCCAUGUGUUAAAUGUGAGAAAUGUUUUGCAUGUAAAUCAGAUGUUUUUAUACAUCAGAAAACUCAUACAGGUGAGAAGCCAUUUGCAUGUUUAGAGUGUGGGAAAUGUUUUAGAGAGAAAUCAGGUCUUGUUACACAUCAAAGAAGUCACACAGGUGAGAAACCAUUUUCAUGUUCUGAGUGUGGGAAAUGGUUUAGUCAGAAAUCAUGUCUUGUUACACAUCAGAGAAGUCACACAGGUGAAAAACCGUUUUCAUGUUCUGAGUGUGGGAAAUGUUUUACACAGAUAUCACAUCUUAUUAUACAUCAGAGACUUCACACAGGUGAGAAACCAUUUUCAUGUUCUGAGUGUGGGAAAUGUUUUAGUGAGAAAUCACGUCUUGUUACACAUCAGAGAAGUCACACAGGUGAGAAACCAUUUUCUUGUUCUGAGUGUGGGAAAUGUUUUACACAAAUAUCACAUCUUACUAUACAUCAGAGAAGUCACACAGGUGAGAAACCAUUUCCAUGUUCCGUGUGUGGGAAAUGUUUUGCACACAAAUCACAUCUUGUUAGACAUCAGAUAAUUCACACAAGUGAGUAGCCAUUUCCAUGUUACAAGUGUAGGGAAUGUUUUAGAAACAAAUCAAAUCUUGUUAGACAUCAGAAAACUCAUACCGGUGAGAAGACAUUUUUUGGGGUCUGAGUGUGGGAAAUGUUUUACACAGAAAUCAGACCUUGUUCCACAUCAUAGAACUCACACAUGUGAGAAGCCAUUUCGAUGCAAUGAGUGUGGAAAAUAUUUUACACAUACAUCAAGUCUUAUUAAACAUCAGAAAACUCACACGGGGGAAAAACCAUUUCCAUGCGCUGAGUGUGGGAAAUGUUUUACAGAUAAAUCACAACUUGUUAUACAUGAAAGAAUUCACACAGGGGAAAAACCAUAGCCGUGCUCUGAGUGUGGGAAAUGUUUUACAAAGAAAUCACUUCCUAUUAUACAUGAGAGACAUCACACAGCUCACCUGUAUAAUAGGAAGUGAUUUCCAUGUUCUGAGUGUGGGAAAUGUUUUACACAGAAAUCCGACCUUGUUACACAUAAGAGUAACUCGUUGACACGUAAAUCAACUCUUUACAAAGCAUCAGAGACAUCACACAGGUGAGAAACCAUUUCCAUGCUCUGAGUGUGGGAAAUGUUUUACAAAUAAAUCAUCUCUUACUAAGCAUCAAACGUUUUGUGUAUAAAUCAGAUCUUGUUAAAUACCAGAGAAGUCACACAAGUGAAAACCAUUGUAAUUCGCACAUUCUGACACUGGUAAAUGUUUAAAAUACAAUUGCAAUAAAAUAAAUUUCUAUGAGAUUAUGGCCACCAUUCAUUGUUUGCUGCUCUUUAAAUAUUAAAGUUUAUAUUAUUAAUAUUAAUGAUGAAUAGGCAUAAAUAAACGUGAAUGUCCACCUCUGUACAGAAUCUGCCGCAUCUAUGUGGUCUCUCUGUCCCCUUCUGCCCACUUGUGAAAAUACGUAGCUGUCCUCACUAUCUCCCUGCAUUUGUACCAGCGCUGUCCUUGUGUGAGAGAUCCGUAUUACAUCAGACAGAUCUUUGCAUGUGCUCACCUCUGAAUAGCCGCAAUUACACCUACACUCCAACGUCACUUUCCUCACACUCCGCAGCAAGCAGAGAUGCGUCUGACUCGCCCCUAAUUGCUCAGAGUUGCACGUGGCUGCACCGACGCAUGUACGGCUGCUAAACGUCACCGGAUCUGAUUGCAGAUGGAUUGUUUUGUGCAAGUCUGAGUCACAGCCAGAGUGUACACAGAGGUUGGAAUCAAGGUGAUCAACAAAAUCAGUGAUGGAGGUAACAUCCCCGUCCCAAACAAAAAACAAGUCGUCUAUGUUCUAACAAUUUUGUUAUAAAGUUUACUAGCACGUGUAGUGAUCAUAGUAUUAUCUGGAUGUAACACUUUAUAUUAGAGAUAAUGAGAUAUGCACUUCUACAUAUGUGAAAAGUGUAGAUUGUAAUGAAUGCCUGAAUUCUAAGAGUUGCCUUCACAAUAAUUGGAAAAUAAAUAUUCCUCCGGGACAGUUUCUACGACUACAGAGGAACUGUUCUAGAAGAGAGGGAUUCCUAGAAGAAUCCAAUAGUAUGUAUAGAUCCUUCACGGAACAAGGCUACCCGAGUGAACUCUUGGAUAAGAGGUUUUAGAAGUCGAUAGAUCAUCUCUUUUGAAUAAUACAAUAAGAGGGGAUUUAAAAUAAAGAAAAAAUUAGAAAAGAUGGAAUUAUGUCUUUUGUCACCCAGUAUAAUUAAGAUCUAGAGAAUUGUAGAAAGUUACUAAGACUUGAUAAGGUACUGGCCCCAGUUUCAGAUAAAAAAGGGAAGGUUAUCUUUAGCAGAUUAAAAAAAUGUUAAACAAAAAUUGUCGCUCCCCCAUCGGGAGUUGAGACUUUGAUUUCAUUUUUGCUUAGGUCCCCUAACGACAUUCAUCCUUAGUGCUCUUACUUAUUUUGCCCCAGGUUGCCUUCCCUUGGUCACUGGGGAUGGGGUCCAUGUCCACUCACUUUUGCAGGUUAUUGCCAUGUUUCUAAACUGUUGGAUUCACUCCUUGUUUCUGACAAUGGUUUUGGUGUUCUUGGUAAUCAGUAGAUCUGGUUUUUCUCCUGUGUCUGGCUCUCUGUGCUCCGUGGUUAUCGUCUUCUUCCUCUCCUUCUUCCUCAUAUUAUCUCUUCUUUAUUUUCCACUCUCUUUUCCAUCUUUCCCCUUUUCUUUUUUCCUGGUUCUUAAUUUCUUUGACAUAUUAAAAUUGCAUCUCAUGUACAAUGUCAGUUUAUUCCCUUGUACCAUGUAUCAUGCUUUAUACUAUUGUUGGAUAUCUACGCUUCACCAUUUAUUCUCUGUAUGGUUCUGUUUGAUGCUUUGCAAUA